AUGGCUCGCGUCCUGCAUGUGGAAAGGACGUUGGAGUCCCUAAAAGGUGAACGUUUCUGGCCCCUUCUCGACACCCUCUCCACCCUUCUUCCUGUCUGUGUUGGGGGGAGCUUCUGUCGAGAUCGGGCGAGGCCCGGGGCCUGGUCCGCCGGUGAAUCCCAGGCGGCGUGGAGAGGCGCUGACCUGCCCGAUCUGAGGCCUGAAGGGAGCGCGAGGACCCGAGGGGGUGGCUGUGGAAUGAAGCUCUGCGUUUCAAGCUGCUGCUUGCCCUAUCUUGCCCUAUCUCCCAAAAUCUGGUCCCAGAAUUCUACCCUGGACGCGUCGCCCCAAGGCCACCUUGGUCGCCCAGGGGCCUCCCAUAAGGGAUUGCCCCGCUGGCAGGGCACUAGUUUGACAGCUCCUGAGAAAAUGGCAGCACCUGAGCUGUCGACUCAGGGCCUCUUCCUGCCCCCCUGGACUCUGGACGCUAUUGCUAAUGACCUCGAAAGCCACCUCCAUCUCUUCCUGGGGGAUUUUGGUUUGAUCCGGCGCACGGGCAGGUCAAGGACUAUUGGCAAAGACAGAGGGAGGUGUGGAAUCUUUCCCACGCUUUCCGUCAUCCUGAAAGAAACCAAGCACACGAAAACCCCUCUUGUCUGGACGGGCUGCCGGGAACUGGGCUUACCAGUGGAGCCCCCGGAGGAGGUCGGCUUUGGGGAGCCCGGGGUUCCAGGCAGCCCGGAGACGGGGCUCAGGCUCCCGCCGCCCCCACGCGCACUCUCCCAGACUCCCUUGCGCCACGGCGGACGCGGGCGGGUCGGGGCCCUUCCGGCCGCCGCGGACCCUCGGGCUCCCGGGGCGCCGCCACCCGGCUGCCUGGGGCCAGUCCGGCUUUGCGUGGCCGCCGCCGCCGCCGCCCCGCCCCACCCCGGCCGCGAUCCCCGGACCGGGAAGCCCGAGAGUUGGCUCCCGGCCGGCCCAGGGCCCCGCAGGCCAGCAAUCCCGAGGCCUGAACGGCGAACAGAAGGAAGCCCGGCAGCAGCCAGCGCCCACCCUCCGGGAGGACCACGCCCGCGCCCGCCGGCUCCCUCCAGCGGGACGCAGCAAAGGAACACUACAUCAACACUCUUGGCCCGGAUCUGGACACAGAAGACUCCUGUUUCAAGAAAAUACAGUCAUCUCUCAAAUCCUGUAAUUUAUAUGCAUUCUAAACUCACUAGGUAUUGAAAACCACCAAGUGUCCCACACCAUGGGGUAAAAUAUAAUCAAUCACUCGGUGUAAUAUUAUACAUCCUUUAAAAAUGGUAUUGGAAAAUGUUUUAUGAUCAGUAAGUCAAAAUAACUCUCUCCCACCGUUUCUUUCUCCCUGCUGCUCCCUGAUACCCACGCUUCUUUGUUCCAUUUGGCACGUAAACUUGUUUUUCCCGCCAAAUGAGUCAGUCAUGAUGGGAACGUCAAUUGAUUUGAACAGAUGUGUGUCAAUGUUACUUGGGAAACUAGAUGCCAAUAACCAGGGCCACAAAAAAAAGGCAGUGGUUGCAACUCUGUAAAAAUUUACACGUGCAUACAGACAAUGACUAAAGUGGAACCCCAAAUAGGAAAAGAGUUGGAUACACUCCAGUGCUUGGAGAUUGAAUGAUUGUAUGCUGCUUUUGAUUUUCACUAAUACGAGUAACUGUCCAAUUAAAAAAGACCUACUAAGGAC
Orcinus orca (killer whale) is the source of this 1684-nucleotide messenger RNA. RefSeq lists its product as uncharacterized. NCBI's taxonomy places the organism in Eukaryota, Metazoa, Chordata, Mammalia, Artiodactyla, Delphinidae. The transcript is spliced from 4 exons. The coding region runs from base 1 to 1206 and encodes 401 amino acids. The record is from RefSeq and is a predicted model, not a curated record.